GAGCCGGGCGCGGAGAAUGGCUUCUCGAGCCUCCCGACUGUCAGGGCCGACGAUUGCGGCGUCGACCAGUGCGCGAUCUGCAUGGACGACGUCCCCCCCGAGGAGUCCCUGGUGCAACUGCCCUGCAAGCACGCCUUCCACGCCCUGUGCGCGGCACGCUGGCUGACGCAGGCGGGCAAACAUUCGCAGGGCAAGCGCCAGUGCUGCCCCCUCUGCUGCCAGAAGGUGGUGUGCUCGCCCGAGGGCGUCAUCGCGAUCUCGAGCAGCUCGAGCUGA
Messenger RNA from Prorocentrum cordatum, 276 nucleotides. NCBI's taxonomy places the organism in Eukaryota, Dinophyceae, Prorocentrales, Prorocentraceae. The record is from the annotation of a GenBank genome assembly.